Molecule: messenger RNA, 3937 nt
Organism: Salvelinus fontinalis (brook trout)
Lineage: Eukaryota; Metazoa; Chordata; Actinopteri; Salmoniformes; Salmonidae
Gene: dlgap5
Product: discs, large (Drosophila) homolog-associated protein 5
Exons: 16
Coding region: 464-3550 (1028 amino acids)
Biological process (GO): mitotic spindle organization; chromosome segregation; kinetochore assembly
Cellular component (GO): cytoplasm; spindle pole centrosome; nucleus
Molecular function (GO): microtubule binding
Source: RefSeq, a predicted model, not a curated record
UGUUGAGAGUGGGCUAGGAUAUCACAUUACAAGGUGACUUUUGAAAUGAGCAAAGUGGAGAGAUGAGUGUGGGAAACAGUCAAAUUCCAUAGGACUAGGACAUAGAAUAACUUUUAUGUUAAGUACAUUAAAUGAGAACAAUAACCCGCCAAGGUACUUACAGUUGUAUCUUUUUUAUUUUUGUUUUCUUCGCCUACAAAUCAAUGAACACACAUUUCAAAGUGCAGAAGAACAACUUCGAAAUCUCUAGCCUAUCAGCGCGACGCUCCUGACCGGAAAUAUAUAAUCAUCCAAUCAGCGUUGAACGGGAGAAUUUUCAAAACUACCCGCCAUGUUGUUGUUAUUUUUAGUUAGCUAGCUAACUUGGAAGUCGUUUAUCCGAGUACUUCCAUCCAUAAAGGUUGCUAGAUAGUUGGACUGCUUGAACUUGGAAAUUACCAAUAAUUAUAUUUUAAACAGGAUCAUGGACUCCAUGGAAGCUCGUUUCGGCCACAUGCGUCAGCGUGACACCAGUGUGGACAUGCUGCGGGUGAAGAUGUCUCGGAGACGGUCGCAGUCCCAAAAGGAGAACCGAGACAAGGCCCUGAACAGCCGCAGGCAGCUUGACAAACUCCCCGAACUGGAAUGCUCCCAACUGGACAUGUCUGUUGCUGAACAUGUGUCAGUAAUUCAGGAAAAAGCACCGAAUGCAAAACAAUUGAAAAACACUGCAGUGGAGGAGCGAAUUAAAAAGCUUGCACGCUACAAAGAGAAGAAGGAGCUUGUGAAGGAGAAAGAGAAGAGGGCAAGGGAGAAAAAGGGGGUGUUUAAGGUUGGGCUGUACCGGCCCCAGCCCCUGGCCCCUCUACCUCAGGCCCCAGCUGCCACUACCAAAGCCAUGGCAACAACGGCAGUGGUCCAGCCCCAAUCCACCAGAGUGACGCGCUCAGCCAUGAGGCAGCAGUCCCCAAAGGCACCACAGACUAUUGACACUGUCCCUGCUUCAAGAAAAGUUGAACCAGCUGUGGUCAGGUCAACCAGGAGAACCAAGAUCACUAUAGGUGAACCAGUUGUCAGAGCCCCAUCCACAAGGUCAGCUAACAGGCCUUUGGUCUCUGUGGCCCCUGUGGCAAAGGACAAACCUGCUGCAGCUCCCAAGACCAGAUCAAAUGCCAAGCAGUCUGCAGCACCACCUGUUGGCAGAGGGAGGAACACCAGGGGAAAUACUGAAAGCAAUACGCAGGCUGCUGUAAAAGUGAAAAAGCCAGUGGAGGAGCCCAGGGCUGCUAGCCCCCCACCACCCAGUGUAAAGGAGGAGAUGGUAGACCCUGCCCCUGCUGAUCCAGAACCUGUCCCAGCCCAGGUCUCCUCCCUCCUCCCUCCAGCCCCUACCCUGUCCUCCUUCGCUCCUCAGGGCUUUGUGUUCCAGGCUCCAGCAGGCUUGUCCACCUUCAAGCCCACCCCUCUCACCCCCCGCUCUGCAGACUCCUUCUUCAAACCAAGUGUCCCUGCCUUUGUACUACCACCUGUGCCACUCUGGCUCUCUGACUUGGUGCCCAAAAUGGAGCUCAGUGCUCCCUCUCCUGCCAAGUCCCCUGUUCAAUCCACGCCUUCUCCUACUCUGGCCCCUCAGUGUCCCCAGGAACCAGAGCAUGAUGUGCCCUACUUUAGGUUGGUGGUGGUCAGUGAGACCGAGAGACUGAAAGCAUUUUGUCAGCAGUGGGAGCCCAGGGUGGAUGAUGCCUCUAUCCCUGAAGAGAUGCGUGACCGUAUGCGUACUGCGGUGGGGCAGGCCAGGCUGCUGAUGAAGGAGAGGUUUGGUCAGUUCUCUGGCCUGGUGGAUGACUGUGAGCUUGGCAGAGGAGAGAAGAUCACCACAUGCACCGACUUGCAAGGCUUCUGGGACAUGGUCUACUACCAGGUAGAAGACGUGAACAAUAAGUUUGGUGCUCUGAAGGAAGCAGAGUCUAAGGGUUGGCAGGAGGAGAGAGAGCCCCCACCACGACAGAGGAAGGUGGUCAAGAAGCCGGCCUCUGCUCCGGUGGCUAAGCCUGUCGGUGGUGCUGCCGCCAAGUCUCGUCUGGCUGCCAUCAAGGCUGCUAUUAAGGUCAAGCGGCAGGCUGCAGAGGCAGAGAAGGCAGUCCAGGCUGCAGGGCCAGACAGUGCUGUUGAAGACCCUGCUCCAGCUCCUCAGGACCCCCAGGCAGAGACCUUGGCCCCAGAGUCACCGGUGGUGGUGUUCCAGGGAGGCUUCGUCCAGGUGGAGAGUCCCGCCAAACUCACAGGCUUUGUGAGGAGAUCAACCCGUGUAGCUGCCAGGCCGCCUCAGGCAUCUCCCUGCUCUGUCACCAAGUUCUCCACCCCCGUCAGAACCCUCCAUUCCAACGCUGCUGCAGCUGCACAACCCUCUACUCUCCACCGCCUCACCCCUGCUCGCUCCACCCUCACCCCUGCUUUCUCCUCCCUCACCCCUGCCUGCUCCAGGCUCUCCCCUACCCGUCUGUCUGAUGGCACCCCACUCUGCACCCUGGCCCCCGCCAAGAAUAGCCCCACCAGAGUCUCUCUCUGCUUCUCACCAGUCAAGGAAGCUUUGAUAGACGCCCAGUCAGAGGAAGUCCCCAGCUACCAACCAGAGCUAGUCUCGGUCCAGAAUGAAGUCACUCCUGACCAACCAGAGCCCAAGAGCACGCAGGAAGCUUGUGACCAAUCGGAGGUUGUUACAGCACCCACUGUUUGCCAUGAGGAGCACAUUGAGAGUUGUGAGUCUGAGAAAAUGAGCCAAUCGCCAUCCAACACACAACAGCUGACCUAUGACGAAAUGCCCCAAGAAGCCUUCAGCCAAUCGGUGUUGGCCACAGAGGAGCCCAACCAAUCGGAGCUCCUGGCCAUGCCUGAAGUGAGCAGCACUGUGGCUACCCACUCAAUCCUAUCCUCUCCCUCACUCCAGGACAGAGAAGAAGAUUUAGAGGCCUACGAUAUCAGCCUACCCAUCUCACCAAGGCUUCCCCUCUCUCCCUCACUGCCCCACACUCCCACCUAUGGAGCAGAGUUCUCCCCAGUCAGGAGCCCUGCCUUCAGCUUCACCCUCUCCUCCAACCCAGCCAGGCCAAAACCUACCGAGGACAGCCUAUCUCCCCUCUCCUCACCCUGCCUGGUGCCCUCCUCUUCUACUGUUCAGGUCUCCCUCAGCGUCCCAGCUACUGCCGACGUGACAGUGACUCCAAAUACUUAUAUCACUGAGAGUUUUCUGGGAUUGGAGUUUGAGCGCUACCUCCAGCCUGUAGCAAGCUGCAACCUGUCACCACGGGAGCUGGCUGUUGCCGAGGAGAUGCUGUCGCCCAUGGCGAUAGACGUAGAAAUGGAGAGUCCGAUGGCUCAGUCUGGAGAGCCCAUUUGGGAGGAAGCGUCGUCUCCCACAGCGUUUCCCAGUUUGGCACAAAUGUUCACCCCACGGACCACAAAGCCAGUUGAGUCGGACAUGUUGCUGUUCACCCCUGAUCAGAUGGACAGAGUGAGACAGUCAAUGUGCCCCAGUGACCUCAUGUCAUUCACACCUCCAUCUAAUAGAUAGACCGAUUUGCUUAACUGACGUUUUUUCCCCUCCAUUUCGCUCUAGAGACUUGUUUUUAGUCUCUCAAAGAAAAUAAUUUGUUUAUAUGCAUUGUUACUUUUUUCUAAACUCCUCUAAUUGUCAGAAAAGUGUUUUUAUGUAACUUCAACAGAUUUUCAAGAAUUUUCCUGAAAUGUUUUGUGCUAUGUCUACUAAAAGUUUUUUAUUGAAAUACCAAAAAGGGUCCAGGUAGUGUUUCCUAACUUAAGCACAUUUUCUAUGGUGCCCAGGUGUGCAGUAAAAAAAAAAACGUAAUCAAGAGUUUAUAUAUAGCCUAAAUUCUUCUAUGUUGAAUAUGCAUGCUGAAAAACCUUUUGGUUUGUGUAAAUAAAAUGUUGAUUCUUCUAA